Messenger RNA from Tetrahymena thermophila SB210, 405 nucleotides. RefSeq lists its product as hypothetical. The transcript has a single exon. NCBI's taxonomy places the organism in Eukaryota, Ciliophora, Oligohymenophorea, Hymenostomatida, Tetrahymenidae. The record is from RefSeq and is a predicted model, not a curated record.
AUGCAAAAAUUUUUUGAUCAUAAUUUUAAAAAAUAGAAAUAUCUCAAACAAUUAAAAGCAAUCUAUCAGUCAAUCAAUAAAUAAAUGAUUUCAUCAUUUAAAAAUCUAUUUAUUUAAAAUAGAAUUAAUAAAUCAGUUUUAAAUUCCUUAUCAUAUGGUAAAAAUUAUUUCUUUUGUAAUCUUAAUUCUCAAAAAUAAGAUGCAAUUAUGGGUAAUUAGUACUUAUUAAAGAGAAUUGAUGAUAAUGGAAAUAUCUUUGAAGUUGGACUUUUUAAAACUAAAACUGAAGCAGAGUAAAGAAUACAUGAAUUCACUAUAAAUCCGCAUAAAUAGCAUUAUUGGGUAGAAGAAAUAACAAAAACUCAAGCAAAAGUAAAUCCUACUGAGAAAAAAAGCCAUAAGUGA